Equus quagga is the source of this 5011-nucleotide messenger RNA. Its product is annotated as neuroblastoma breakpoint family member 6-like. Bases 3446 to 4552 code for a protein of 368 amino acids. The transcript has 8 exons. Lineage: Eukaryota; Metazoa; Chordata; Mammalia; Perissodactyla; Equidae. The record is from RefSeq and is a predicted model, not a curated record.
CAUUCCCACCAGUAACAUAUGAGGGUUCCCUUUUCUCUACAUCCUCUCCAACACUUAUUUUCUUUUUCGUGAUAGCCAUUCUGACAAGCAUGAGGUGAUAUCUCAUUAUGGUUUGGAUUUGCGUUUCCCUAGGAAUUAGUGAUGUAGAACGUCUUCUCAGGUGCCUAUUGGCCACCUGAAUACCUUGUUUGGAAAACUAUCUGUUAAGAUCCUCCGCACAUGUUUUAAUUGGGUUUUUCCUGUUUGUUUUGUUGUUGUUGAGUUGUAUAAGUUCUUUCUAUACUUUGCAUAUUAGCCCCUUAUCUGAUUUAUGAUUGGCAAAUAUCUUCUCCCAGUUGGUAAUGGUCUUUUCAUUGUGUUGAUGGUAUCCCUUGCCAUGCUUAAUAUUCCCAAGAAAUAAAAGGGGGACAGUUUUGUCUCGGUGUUUUUAGACACACACAUAAGAAAGAACGGUGAGAAUUAUGCUUCGAUAUUUUUUGGAAACAGGUCGCUAUCAGCAGAAGGGCAGACAGCUAUUGGGAGUGGUGGCUGAAAGGUGGUCCCCAACAGUGGUGGCCUUUGGAAGAGACCAGGCAGCCUUGGGUAUCAGCACGGCCUAGGCAACUGGAAGGCAGGGGCUCCUCAGAUUCCAUGACACCCCCACCUUCCAAUUGUGUUAUUGCAACACCAGACCGUUAACUGGCGCACUGAGUCCUCUCUGCAUCACUCCUGUCUGACUCUGAGCUACAGGUGGUGCUUGGGGCUCUGAGCUCUGAGAUCUUCAACCUUGUUGUGGCAGUUACAGACUCUCAAGUGUUGUGGGGUAUUGAUCAAGUUGUCCUCAACAGUAAGUUAAGAAUUCCUGUUUGGUGUAGUCUCAUUUGGUUACUUUUUCAUUUGUUUCCCUAGCCUGAGGAGAUAUAAUAUUCAGCAAGGUACUGCUAAGACCAGUGCCAAAGAGUGUACUGCCUCUGCUUUCUUCUAGGAGUUUAUGGGUCCAGGUCUUCCAUUCAAGUCUUUAAUGCAUUUUGAGUUCAUUUCUCUGUGUGGUGUAAGAUAAGGGUCUACGUUCGUUCUUUUGCAUACGGCUGUGCAAUUUCCCCGGGACCAUUUAUCAAAGAGACUUUCCUUCCCUCCUUUGUAUGGUCUCCACUCUUUUGUUGCAAAUUAGCUGUCCGUAGAUGUGAAGGUUUAUUUCUGUGCACUCCAUUCAGUUCCAUUGAUCUGUGUGUCUGUUUUUCUGCCACUAUCAUGACGUUUUGAUUAAUAUAGCUUUGUAGUAUAUUUUGAAAUCAGGGAAUAUGAUCUCUCCGGCUUUGUUCUUUUGACUCAGGAUGCUUUGGCUCCAGGUGAAUCUUAAAAUGAUUGACUUGGGGGUAGGAAACACUGAACCGUAUCACUUUUAUGCAAAAGACAAAAGCAGGACAGAGCAGAACAACAAGGAUAUUUUCAGUCAAGUCUCUAAAGCAGGGGAGAAACUGUUGGAGCCCUCUAGAAUGGAGAGGACCUGUCCCAUCUGAUUUCAUUUUAAUUUCAUCCAUUUUAUAGCAGAGACAUGAACCCUUGGGAAGAUAUCCUGAGGUAAGUGAGAGUCCACCUUGAAAAUGGUGGGAGCCCUAAUUUCAAAUUCUGGCCUUCUUUGAAUAGAAGUGAAAAUUAGAUUUUGCACAUGGAUGAGACCAGUCUUCUCUGAGUCUGUCACCUUAUGAAAUAAAUCCUAUUACUCGUUAAACUUCAACAGUGGCAUUUAAGUAAGAAAAUCUUAGAAAUAUACUAGCCAUCUAACAAAACACCAGAAAGUUAGCAGGUCCAACUCCACUCGAGUUCAGUACAGUUGGGUCCCCUAGAUCACAGACUUUGAGAUGUAAAGAAAGGAAUGUCGGGUCCAACUGACGCCAAAAGAGAGAUCUCUUUAAAGCUUUACAUGCAUCUCAAACACCAAAUCCUUCCACAGUGUGGUUGGAGGAUGGUGUAGGGUAGAAAGAAGAUGAGCUUCAAAAGCGGUUGAUGCGGUCCUCUGCCCUUUACCUUGACAUGAAUGCUCAGUGGUACUUGGGCAGAGGCAUCGCACCCUCAAAUCAAAGUACUGGAGCAGCUAAACUGAAGAGACCAAUGCUACCGGGGGUCUCCCAAGUCUCAUCUUCACAAGACCCGGGUGGGAACAGAUGACAAGAGUGUGAAGAGGGCGUUCAGGGUACAACUUUCCCUCCCUGCCUGUCCUCCUCUUCUCAACCUCAGCUUCUCUGUCUCUGAACCCCAUUGCACAUGUCCCCUGUGGGUGAUCGACCAUCCCUGAACCAUGACCUUGAAAUUCCACGUUCUGGUAGAGGAAUAUAACCGCAGGUCAGUAGCAUGACGACAGCUCGAAGGGAUCUGUCCAGCAAUAAUCCAUAAAACCUGCUCCGCAUCCCUGAUCUGUUCCAAACAUGAGUGAACUGAAUGAAGACAAGAAAUAGCAUCAGGUUGACAAGUGUUUGCAAAAGAAAUGGGCACUACAUGUAUUCAGGAUACACUCACAAACUACUCUGAUCAUUUUCAGAGCUGAAAAAGAGCUCUUGUGGGGUUACAAUUCAUAAUAUGUGGAUAUCCGGAAGCAACAAGUAGGAAAGAUAGUGUUUAUGGACAUUUAAAAAACAACCACAAAAGCGGCCCACACAUAGAGAAGGAUUUUAGGAGGUAGAGCUGUCACACUGACUUAAGUUUGAAGAUAAGCCAACAUGCUGCCCUAGUGAGGGGCAAGAAGUCGACACAACACAGGGAUGCAGCAAGAGGAGUAUUGUGAGUCAGGACAGAGAAUAAUUUUUUAACGAAGUAUUCAUUCACUUAGUAUUACACUCUGCUUUUGUCCCUUUUAAUGGAUGUAGAAAAACCUGGAGAAAGCCCAGCGAAUAGCAGCAUGGGAGUCUAAAAGUUUGCCAUCUUUCACAUAUGGGAAAACCUUAAGAUCUGUUUACAUUUAGAGAGAAAGUGGGGUGACUUCGUGACGGUGCUUCAGAAGACAAAGUUUGUUGGGACACGGGUUUCUCUUUCUGUUUUGAGAUGCACACAGGAAUGGGCACUGAGAACUAUGCUUAGAUAUUUUCUGGAAAGAGACAGGUCGGUAGUGUCACCACGAGAGUAGACAGCUGCUUUUGGGUGAUGCCCAUCAGCAGUGGCCUUCAGAAAAGGCCGGGCAGCCUGGGGUAGCAGCAGGGCCUAGGCAACUGGAAGGCAGGGGCUCCUAAGAUUCCAUGACACCUCCACCUUCCAAUUCUGUUAUUGCAACGCCAGACCGUUAACUGGCACGCUGGGGCCUCUCUCCAUCACUCCUGUCUGACUCUGAGCUGCAGACGGUGCCUGUGGCUCUGAGCUCUGUCAUCUUGAACCUUGUUUUGGCAGUUCCGGACCCUCAGCUGUUGUAGAGUGUUGAUCUAGUUGUCCCCAACGGUAAGUUAAGGAUUCCUGUGUAUAACACCCCUCUGGCCUGAUGAAACCUUUUUGUCUUUGCUUGUUUUUCACUCAUUAUAUGUUUGGGUUUCUCUGCCCAGUCUCUGGCUCUACCUCUUCUGCCAACAUCACCAUGGCCGUGUGUCCUCACGCUUUGUCUGAUCCGAGGGCAGAGGUGACCCUCCAGGAGUCCAACCAGGAAUUGCGUUCACAGCUGGCACAAAGCAAGCAGGACUUCCAAGCCCUCAUGGAGGAAUUCCUUGUAUCCGAAGCUGCUGCCUACUCCCUGGCCACCGAGCUGCAGAAGCACAAGUGUGGAGAGUGCAAAGACAUCAUUGAAUCCGUGCUUGGGGACAAGCUGCCUUUUGAGGAGGGGAAGCUGGCAGAGAAGUCAGCGCUAGCCGAGAAGCUCAGGGAAUCCAAUCUCCUAAUUCAAGAGCAGGAGCAGCAACUGGCCUAUCUGCGGCACAAGUUACAGGAAGGGCGAGAAGUGUGGGCCGUGCUGAGUCAGCACCUCAAUGACCUGCUGACACACGACGGCUCUGACGACCACCAAGGGCAGGCCUUCCGCCAGCAACUGGCUGAGGGAUAUAGGCUGGCCAAGCACCUUGCCCACAUACUCGGCCCAGGGAAUAACGAAGACAAGGAAGAUGAAAAGACACAAGGCACACUCACUCACAGACACGAAAUCUUCCAAACCCUGGAUGCAGAGGCUCCCACCCUGGAGGCCGGUCACCGAGGGCCUUUGAGGACAAAGUGGAGUUUCCAAAGGCCAGAGCUGCAAGCUUCACAGACACAGCUGCAGCCAGGCACCCAGGUGACCAGUUAUCUGCUGCUGCAGCUGGACCAGUUGGACUGUGGUGACGGCAAAGCCAGGCUUGGCCUUUGCUCCACCACCUGGAGCUUUAGAGCCCACGGUCCCUUCAGAAAUCAGUGGCCGCUCUUCCAAGGACUGGGUUUCGAUGCUUCCCUCAGAGGAAAGAAACCUCCCAAGCUGGAGGGUGAUGCUCUUGAGGGCUCAGCUGCCUUAAGUGCCCAGAAACAGAAGAUUAUCAAAAGAAAACUGCUCUUCAACAAGUGGAGGAUAACAUGCAAUUUCCCCAGCCUUCAGCUGAGGGUGCUGAGAUACCAAGAUCUCUGGAACUAAGGAAAGAUAUUCCUGAUUUGAAAGAAACCGCAUCACAAAAAGUACCAUUUUCACUUGAUGAAAAAAAUCUGAAACAGCAAAUCAAUUUAAAACCCAAACAGAACAGUGAAGGGAUCCUAUGCUGAAGAUCAACAUCACAACCACAAAGCACUCUCCAAGGUUUUUACUGCAAAGCCUGCUUUGAUGGGAAAAAUGCCAGCCCUUCGGCCUCCAACUGCGCUAAGUCACUGAGGAGACCACCGCCUAGACCCACACACGGUUAUGAGAGACCUUAACCCUCGCUGCUCUCAGUUCCCGUCCUGCACAUCAGCAGAGUCAGGAGCAACUGGCAAAAGACAACAUGACAGACCGGGCGUUCUGUGCCACCAGCUGGGCUGUGCGAGGAACAGACAGCACUAACUAUGCAGUGCUAUGGUGACAACGUUUAGCCUGAAUUCAGUCAUGAGGUAGUCCUGAGAC